AUGCGGUGCCCGCAGUGUCAUAGCGACAAUGUCGAAUUCGACAAUUCGCAAGCCAUCUGUCAGGCUUGUGGUAACGUCCUGGCAGAAUCGCAAAUCGUCUCAGACGUCACCUUUGGAGAGACGUCAGCUGGAGCAGCCACUGUCCAGGGAUCCUACCUCUCUCAAGACCAAUCUCACGUACGCUCAUCCAAUCCACGCUUCAGAUCGGGAGGUUCAGGAGAAUCGAGGGAGCAGACGCACUAUCGCGCAAAGGAGGCAAUCGAUCGUAUGGGAAGGGCCCACCGCGUCGGCUUCUCGACGAGGGAGAGGGCCAAUCGCAUGUUCAGGCUAGCAUUGGCAGGAGAAGUUCACGAAGCGCGAACAGUGGGUCAAGACCCCACCAAGAACUUCGUCCUAGGUCGCAAGCACGAGUACACUGUAGCCGCAUGCCUCUACGUCGCCUGCAGGAUGGACAAGACGACCCACAUGCUCAUCGACUUUGCUGACUCGAUGAACAUAAACGUCUUUACACUUGGUCGACACUACCUCAAACUCAUUCGCGCACUUAACCUCCAGCUGCCCGUCAUCGACCCGGCCAUCUACAUCUUGCGCUUCGCUGCUCUCCUCCAUUUUGGUGAAGAGGUCCACAGGGUAGCCGCCGAUGCAACACGCCUCGUCAAGCGAUUCGACAAGGACUGGAUCAUCCAAGGACGCAGGCCAGCAGGUGUUUGCGGCGCAGCUCUCCUCCUAGCAGCUAGGAUGAACAACUUCCGUCGCUCCAUGAACGAGAUUGUACAAGUAGUCAAGAUGGCAGACGUCACCAUUCGCGAACGACUGAAGGAGUUCAAGCGUACGCCUACCGCACAACUCUCCGUCGCUGACUUCAAAAAGGUGUGGUUAGAGUCAGAGUAUGAGCCCCCUGCCUUUUAUCGACCUGCGAUGGAGGAAGAGCGCAAGGCGCAAAAGGAGGCCAGGGCGCUGGCAAAGGAGGAGCAAAAUAGGCUCAAGGAGGAGCGCAAGGCUGAGCGUCUCGCAAAGAAGUUCAAGCAGGGAAGUGCUGCCGUCGAGGACGAGGGCCUAGCUGAUCAGACAGGUGAACAGGCUGCUGGCGAAGACGAGGCACUGGACCCCGAGGCGGACGCAAUGGUCCAGCGCAUGCUGCAAGAUGAGAUGGGACAGUACAUCGAUGACCCACGAUAUCGUGACUUGGACCAGCAAUUGGAGCAGCACAACGCCGCUGCCAUGGAGAGGGCGCGAUUGGGGGGUGCUACCGUGGGCACUGCGCCCGAGUUGGAGAUGAAUGAGUUUAGGCAGCGUCGUGCCGUCGAUGAGGAGGACGAGGAUGAGGACGGGCAAAACCAGAGUGGCGGCAAGCAGCAAGAGGAGCAGGGCCAAGUCGAGGGCGAGCCCUCAUUCAACGACCUCGUGCCGAAGGAGAGCGCGACGCAGGGCGAGAAUCACGAGCGAGCGGCUGGCCCCUCAACUUCGACAUCUUCGACUCGCCGCCUCAAGUACUCCCAGCUCUCCCACGGCGCGCCCAUAGACGACCCGCUCACCGACCUAGACGAAGACGAGCUCGACCAAUUCAUCCUCGGCCCAGAGGAAGUCGCAAUCAAGGAGCGCGUCUGGAUGGAAUUCAACCACGACUACCUCGUCGCAGCCAUGAAACGUCAGCUCAAGGAGGAGGCAGACGAAAAGGCCGGUAUACGCAAGAAGCGCACGAGAAAGCCGCCGCCUAAGCCUCGCGACGCAAGCACAGCUACGGGCGCCACGGCCGAGGAAGCUGCGAGGGCCAUGAUGGAGAAGAAGACGCGCCAUCAGCCCAAGAGUAGGAAGAUCAACUACAAUGCCAUGGCUGGGAUCGGCAGCAUGUUCGACAAUGAAAAGUCUCACAAGAAGAAGAAGAAGGGCAGCAAGAAGAAAGGAGAUAAGAGACAGCGUGUGAGCAGCGGUGGCGAGGGGUCUGGUACAGAAGGCGAAGCGACCGGUGCAAGAGGCGCGACGUCGGAGCUCGAGCCCGUAGAGGAGGAAGGAGACGAAGUGCCCCGCAACGAUCCGCGUAGGCGAACGGAGAGCAAGGCCAAUCGUAAGCGCAAGGCCUCUUCUGCUGCGAGGAGUGGCGGGGCUACAUCCGAGGGCGAGGAUACGGGUGGAGAGACGACGGAUCUGGGUACGCAGAGGGGAGAUACGGACGGUGGCGAGGAUGGCGAGGCGGACGAGGGCGACAUGGAAGCACAGAUGCGCGCCCGUAUGGGGGCGAUGUACAGCCAGCCGGUCGACGACUACGAGGGCGAGGAGGCCUACUGA
Messenger RNA from Jaminaea rosea, 2286 nucleotides. RefSeq lists its product as hypothetical. Gene Ontology annotation, biological process: DNA-templated transcription initiation; transcription by RNA polymerase III; transcription preinitiation complex assembly. The transcript is spliced from 2 exons. Lineage: Eukaryota; Fungi; Basidiomycota; Exobasidiomycetes; Microstromatales. Gene Ontology annotation, cellular component: transcription preinitiation complex; transcription factor TFIIIB complex; nucleus. Bases 1 to 2286 code for a protein of 761 amino acids. The record is from RefSeq and is a predicted model, not a curated record. Gene Ontology annotation, molecular function: RNA polymerase III type 3 promoter sequence-specific DNA binding; RNA polymerase III general transcription initiation factor activity; TBP-class protein binding.